AUGGCGGAAUUCAUCAGAGCACAGAUUUUCGGGACAACCUUCGAGAUCACCUCGAGGUAUUCAGACCUGCAGCCCGUGGGAAUGGGAGCCUUUGGACUCGUCUGCUCCGCUCGCGACCAGCUCACCAACCAGAAUGUGGCCGUCAAGAAGAUCAUGAAGCCCUUCAGCACUCCUGUCCUGGCGAAACGAACGUACCGAGAGCUGAAACUCCUCAAGCACCUGAGACAUGAAAACAUCAUUUCUCUGAGCGACAUCUUCAUCUCUCCUCUUGAGGACAUCUACUUCGUCACGGAGCUGCUCGGUACCGAUCUGCACCGGCUGCUCACGUCCCGACCUCUCGAGAAGCAGUUUAUCCAGUACUUUCUUUAUCAGAUCAUGCGCGGAUUGAAGUAUGUGCACUCGGCCGGCGUGGUGCAUCGCGACCUGAAGCCCAGCAACAUCCUCGUCAACGAAAACUGCGACCUAAAGAUUUGCGAUUUCGGACUCGCCCGCAUUCAGGACCCCCAGAUGACCGGCUACGUGUCAACGCGAUACUAUCGUGCGCCCGAGAUCAUGCUUACGUGGCAGAAGUACGACGUAGAGGUCGAUAUCUGGAGCGCCGGAUGCAUCUUCGCCGAGAUGCUCGAGGGCAAGCCGCUCUUCCCCGGAAAGGAUCAUGUCAAUCAGUUCUCUAUCAUCACCGAGUUGUUGGGUACUCCCCCAGACGACGUUAUCAAUACGAUUGCAAGUGAAAAUACGCUACGAUUUGUCAAGUCGCUACCCAAGCGGGAACGCCAGCCUCUGAAGAACAAGUUCAGGAAUGCGGACCCUGGUGCGAUCGACAUGCUCGAGAGAAUGCUCGUCUUCGACCCGAAAAAGAGGAUAACGGCCACGGAGGCUUUGGCGCACGAAUACCUCGCCCCUUACCAUGACCCCACCGAUGAGCCAGUGGCCGAAGAGAAGUUCGACUGGAGCUUCAACGAUGCCGACCUCCCAGUCGACACGUGGAAGAUCAUGAUGUAUUCGGAGAUUCUCGACUACCAUAAUGUGGAUACGGACAUGUCUCAGUUGGAUGAGCAGAUGAACGGGCAGGAACAAACACAAUAA
Molecule: messenger RNA, 1086 nt
Organism: Sodiomyces alkalinus F11
Lineage: Eukaryota; Fungi; Ascomycota; Sordariomycetes; Glomerellales; Plectosphaerellaceae
Product: mitogen-activated protein kinase HOG1
Exons: 6
Coding region: 1-1086 (361 amino acids)
Biological process (GO): protein phosphorylation; stress-activated MAPK cascade; osmosensory signaling pathway
Cellular component (GO): cytoplasm; nucleus
Molecular function (GO): ATP binding; MAP kinase activity
Source: RefSeq, a predicted model, not a curated record